This is a messenger RNA of Acyrthosiphon pisum (pea aphid), 558 nucleotides long. RefSeq lists its product as uncharacterized. Lineage: Eukaryota; Metazoa; Arthropoda; Insecta; Hemiptera; Aphididae. The record is from RefSeq and is a predicted model, not a curated record. The transcript has a single exon. The coding region runs from base 1 to 558 and encodes 185 amino acids.
AUGUCAGAUUACAGUGGUUCUAUUGAAGAUAAGUUAAAGAAAUUAAAUAUCAAUGAGUCUCAGAAAAUUCUCAUAAUGGAAUGUUUUGCUGCAGCAAAAGUAAAAAAUCCUAGAAAUCGCCGUUACAGUGAAAACUGGCUAAUGCUAUGUUUAAUGUUUAAUAUUCGAUCACCAACAGCUUACAAAUAUAUAAGAUCUACUGCAUUGUUACCAUUGCCUCAUCCUAAAACAGUCAGGAAAUAUUUGUCUUCAAUUAAAACAACAUGUGGCUUUGAUCAAGAUUUUUUAAGUCUUUUGCAGAAAAAAGUUAGCCAAAUGACUGAAAUGGCUAAACAUGGAGUAUUACUUUUUGACUCGAUCAGUCUUCAAAAAAGCUUAGCAGUUAAUUCAUCCAACCUUACCUACAGAGGACUUGAAGAUUUUGGCAAUGAAGAUAAUUCAGAUCACCACAAGGAGUAUGCAGAUCAUGCACUGGUAUUCAUGUGGCAGUCAUUAAGUUCAAACUUUUACCAAACUAUUGGCUGCUUUGCCUCUAAAGGUGAAGUCAAAGGUAAUUAA